Molecule: messenger RNA, 2046 nt
Organism: Botrytis byssoidea
Lineage: Eukaryota; Fungi; Ascomycota; Leotiomycetes; Helotiales; Sclerotiniaceae
Exons: 4
Coding region: 1-2046 (681 amino acids)
Source: RefSeq, a predicted model, not a curated record
AUGGGCGGUAACGGUGGACCAGCAGCAAUACACCACCAAUCGCUUUACGGCGUUACCGCCCUCGAAGCCUGCAUAAACAUCCUCAGAAUCUUGCAAUCUCCGGCCAACAGAAUCGCGUUAUCGCAUGAACUUCGCCAUGCAGCUCGCCUUAAAGAGGAAGAUUGGUCGCGAAAAAUUGGAUUCGCAAAAGUUUCUGUGGCUGAUAUCCCAUUUCCUUUCAUUCUUACGUGUUUGGUUAUCGGAGCUGGCCUCAGAGCAAAGGAUAGUUAUCAUGCUCGAAUCCACAAUCUUCCUUUCAAUCUAUCGUUUGAUGGGAGCGAUAACAACGACGGAAUUACGGUAUUUGAUGUCACUGAAGUGACGCAAGUGCGAUAUUGCUUCGUCAGUCUUGAUUCAUCUGAUAGCGACGAAGAGGAAGGCGGGGCUCCUCCAAAGCCCCCUGCCAUGACCCCACUUACUGGACCCCAAUAUCUUUGGGGAUAUUAUAGAAAAGAUGACCAAUCGAAUCAAGAAAGUUUUAAAAAUCUGGUUAAAAACUUUCAAGCUUUGCCGCUGAUUGAUGGCAGAGCUUUGCAUAGUGCAUGGCCUGACAAUUCGUGGAGGAUAACGGUACAGGAUGGUGGGGAGAGUAAAUGGACCCGUGUUGAACAGGUCGUGGCAGAGGGAGAAAUUUCUGGGCAGAAAGAAUCGAAUUUUGUAGAUUCUGAAAUUUCCAGCCUUAGAGCAUCCUCUCUUGUCAAGAUUCUUGAAAGGGCAUCGCUCCUUUCGGACUUCUAUCUUGCCGCCAAGUCAAAGCUAUAUGCUGAUCCUAUUGAUGUGUCGAAUUCUUCGUCGGCACGUCGGACUUUGAGCAGUAUUUUUAGAAAAGAAAAUAUAAUUGACCUUGGUCCCUUCGAAUUGACUACCGAGCAAAUUCUAGAAGUAUUGGAAGAAGCAUCUCAAGAUUCCAUAGAUGUUAUUAGUUUGAACUUUUCUGGAAACCUCAACAUCACCGAAUCAUUUCUCAAGGAAAUCUUCAUCAAGUUUCCUAGACUUGAAACAUUGUAUCUCUUAAACACCCCACAAAUUUCUUUGGAGAAGAAGAUAGGGCUACUAAGAGGAACUACAAUUCAACUUUACGACACAGAGCUUCUUGCAUUGCCAUUUGUGAAGGAAGAUGACGGGAUGAGGCACGGCUUCAAUAAAUUUGAGCUAAGAUUGAUUCCGCUCUAUGGUUACAUCAAACCAGUCAUCAACCAAAUGAUCAUAAUGGCAUAUUGUGAUACAAAACUGGCUCCGCGCGACACAGAUGGAGGCCUCAAUAUCGAUUCCAUGUUCGAUAAAGGCAUUUUAUUAAACAAUUUUGGUCGCGAUCAUGUUUGUAUACCUUUUGGAGGAGUAAAUCUCAAGCUGUCUGCGUUGAUAGCCGGGAUUGCUCAAUACGUCCAUUAUGUGAUGAAGCAACAGCCGUAUCUCGAUAUUGCAGUGAUGAAUGCUCCAGCAUCGAAUAUCGCAAAGCAAUUAGCAAUGCCUCAUAGUUUUGAAGAUAACGAGAAUUCAUUUGCAGUUAAUACUAUCUCUGACUAUCUCUACCGUACGCCAAACGACAGUUGGUCUCUAUCCCAUAUUGGAGGGUGGUGGAAGAAAUAUUCUAAAAUUGUUCCAGGUGAAUGGACUUUAGCUGUGAUUGGGGAAACUGCUAGUUGGGACGGCCCAAGGGAGGAAUGUGCAAAAGUGCGAUACGCUUUUGUGAGCGCUGCUCCUCCAACAGAUACUGAAGAUUCGACUCUAGACUCAUAUGUUCCGAAAUUCAUCAUCCGGGAUUUUCGUGGAUUCCUUGACAGUAUUAUCCCUGAUACUUCAGAUCAGCAACAGAUCUUAGAAAUCUGGAAUAGAGCUGUAGAACCGACUACUCCAAGUUCAGCCUUAAAGUUGAGUGGAAGACAAGAGGUGGAGUCACUGAUGCGUGCGCUUGUUUAUCCGGUGAAUGAUACAGGAGAAUUAGAGAAUCCAGGGACUAUAUCGUCAAGAUCAGCAAGUCGUGCAUCGUCAAUAUCAAUAGAUUGA